CCUAGCAGUAGCAGCUACAUACAUACAUACAUACAGGCUAUCAAUUGACGGGAGUGAUGCCUUGUUUCCUAAUUCAACACAACACAUGUGGUAAGGAAUUGAGAUUGUUGAUAUUGAAAAACCAAAAAAGCAAAAGAAAAAAAAAAGAAAUUAAUAAGAAAAGCGAAAAGCGAAAAAGAAAAAGAAAGUAGAUUAUGAAUGCGCCGAUCCGAGAAUCUUACCUGACUGUGUGUCUGUGUGUGGUGUGCCUCGUUAGGAGAGGGGGAGGGGGCCGAAGUGUAAUAAAUUAUCGACGCCCUUUUACUAGGACUGCCUCCCGUUUGUCGUACCAAGCUGAUGAUGGGACGGGAAGCGAGCGAUCUGCGCGUCUAUUGCAAAAGAAACGCGGACAGACUCGCAUAAAAAGGUCCGAGGCAACGCAGACAUACAUACAAUACAACGCAGACAUACAUACAAUACAACGCAGCAUACGCACCAAGCACCAAGCACAGCAUGAUAGCAAAGUGUCUGAUUCCACAAACAGUUUCUUAGCAUCCGUUCGUAUAUAUGCAUAUCCCAUGCAACCUCAAGUAGGGUAAGGUAUCUUUUUGUAACAGUGCGAAUACAGCAGUAAGAAGCAGGCGGUGAAAACUCUUGUCCUCCCAGACAGCCAUUGAUACUCCUACAAGGCGGCGUCGCCGCCAGCCCGUUCUCCUCUUUCACUGACAAUAUCACCCAAUAAUCCCGCA
This is a messenger RNA of Pseudovirgaria hyperparasitica, 728 nucleotides long. RefSeq lists its product as uncharacterized. The record is from RefSeq and is a predicted model, not a curated record. The coding region runs from base 195 to 578 and encodes 127 amino acids. Lineage: Eukaryota; Fungi; Ascomycota; Dothideomycetes; Acrospermales; Acrospermaceae. The transcript has a single exon.